Messenger RNA from Suricata suricatta (meerkat), 3869 nucleotides. It is a transcript of the gene RNFT2, whose product is annotated as ring finger protein, transmembrane 2. Gene Ontology annotation, molecular function: ubiquitin protein ligase activity. Bases 213 to 1559 code for a protein of 448 amino acids. The record is from RefSeq and is a predicted model, not a curated record. Gene Ontology annotation, biological process: positive regulation of ERAD pathway. NCBI's taxonomy places the organism in Eukaryota, Metazoa, Chordata, Mammalia, Carnivora, Herpestidae. The transcript has 11 exons.
CGCGUGAUUGGCUUGGAAGGAUGUGAAUGAUGCCGCUGUGAUUGCAGAAUUGUCUGGGCAGGUUUGGACCCUGGUGAGCUCUGGUGACCUGUGCGUCCUCUGCGGAGGAAGAGGAGGGAGAGGCUUGCUUUCUCUGGCCUCUAGCGGUCACGUCCCAAUCAGGAGCCCUGAAGGCUCACCUCAGGCGUCAUCAACAUGGAGUUCUGAAGUCCAUGUGGCUCCUCGCCGUGAACCAGGUCUUAAGGACAAUGCAGAGACGCCACAGCAGCAACACGGAUAACGGCCCACCUGAAAGAAAUCGCAGCCAAGCACUCAGCUCCGAGGCGAGCGUGGAUGAAGGCGGCGUCUUUGAGAGUCUGAAGGCAGAGGCGGCCUCCCCACCUGCGCUCUUCUCCGGCCUCCCCGGCCUCCCGGCCGGCAGCCUCCCCACCGCCCCGUUCCCGUCCAGCCUGGUGCUGGGGGCUUCGGCCGGAGGCGGGGACGUGUUCAUCCAGAUGCCAGCGUCCAGGGAGGAGGGCGGGGGCCGGGGCGAGGGGGGCGCCUACCACCACCGCCAGCCCCUCCCCCACUUCCACCAUGGCGCCCACCGCGGGAGCUCACUGCUGCAGCACGUGGGUGGGGACCACCGUGCUCACUCCGACGAGGGGGGCGACGAGCAGCCGGGGACGCCCGCCCCUGCCCUGUCCGAGCUGAAGGCCGUGGUCUGCUGGCUCCAGAAAGGCCUGCCGUUCAUCCUGAUCCUCCUGGCCAAAGUGUGCUUUCAGCACAAGCUCGGCAUUGCCGUGUGCAUCGGGAUGGCCAGCACCUUUGCCUAUGCCAACUCCACGCUGCGAGAACAGGUCUCCCUGAAGGAGAAGAGAUCGGUGCUGGUCAUCUUGUGGGUCUUGGCCUUUCUGGCCGGAAACACCCUGUACGUGCUCUAUACGUUCAGUUCCCAGCAGCUGUACAACAGCCUCAUAUUCCUGAAGCCCAACCUGGAGACACUGGACUUCUUCGACCUGCUGUGGAUCGUGGGCAUCGCAGACUUUGUGCUGAAGUAUGUCACCAUCGCCCUCAAGUGCCUCGUCGUGGCCCUGCCCAAGAUCAUCCUGGCUGUCAAGUCCAAGGGCAAGUUCUAUCUGGUCAUCGAGGAGUUGAGCCAGCUGUUCCGAUCGCUUGUCCCCAUCCAGCUGUGGUACAAAUACAUCAUGGGGGACGACUCUUCCAACAGCUACUUCCUAGGAGGGGUCCUGAUUGUUCUCUACAGCCUGUGCAAGUCAUUCGACAUCUGUGGCCGUGUGGGUGGAGUUAGGAAAGCCCUGAAGCUUCUAUGCACCUCUCAGAAUUAUGGAGUCCGGGCCACCGGGCAGCAGUGCACAGAAGCCGGUGAUAUCUGUGCCAUCUGCCAGGCUGAGUUCCGGGAGCCCCUGGUCCUUAUGUGUCAGCACGUGUUCUGUGAGGAGUGCCUCUGCCUCUGGCUGGACCGGGAGCGCACCUGCCCGCUCUGCCGCUCCGUUGCCGUGGAUACGCUGCGCGGCUGGAAGGACGGGGCCACUUCGGCACACUUCCAAGUGUAUUAGGGCCGGAGGCUGAGGCCGAAGCUGCCGGAGAGCCAGCGUCAUCGGUCCGGCUCUGGGACCUCCUGGAAAACAGGCCUCAAGCUCUGAGGAGCCUGCCUGCUGCCUUUCCCCACCUCUCCCCGCAGAGCCAGGCCCCUGUGCCCCCGCCCUUCACCUUCCUCUCCUGUGGCUUAGUGCGGGCCCUCUCCCCCUUCAACCCUCCUGACUCAGACCUGGCCUCCUCCCAGGGGGGGGGUCUCCUGCCCCCUCCACAUGAAGGAACCAGGACAGACAAGUCCUGCCUGUUGUUAUUUUAACUCACGGUGUCCUAAUACCGGAUGCUGCCCGCUGGGAGGGGCCUGGAGAUCCCUGCUUCCCCUUCCCCCCACGUGGCUCAGGUCUGCAGAUAAGAAUCCCUGUGGAGCGUUUCCCAAAUACGGAUGCCGCGCCCCACCUUAUACUCCAAUAGUGUACCAAGCCCUUCAUGCCUGCGAGCUAAGCAUCUGCUUGGAUGACCUCUUGUAAUCCUCCCAACAGCCCUGGGAGGGGGAGGUACUGGCGUUUCCUCUGUUUUACAGAUGAGGAAACUGAGGCACAGAGCUCUAGGUGGCAACUUUCCCAGGGUCACCCAGCUAGCAAUGGCGGACUGAGUUUCCAACCAGGCCCAUCUGGCUUCAGAGCCCAGGCUGUCACCCACCAUGCUCAGCCGCUCAGCACUGCAGGCGUGGGGCCCAGCAGACAUGGACUUCUGUGUUUUGUGUGUGUGUGUUUUAAGGCACCAGAGCUGAUUUUGAUGCCCAUCAGCGGCCCAGGUGCAUGGCCCAUUUGAUCUGGGCCCCACCGAGGAUGCCAAUGGCGGGCACUGGCUCUAGAAAUCUAGCUGUGGCCAAGUUCAUAGAAAGAGUUGGUCUUUAAAAUUGCUAAUUCGCUGGGCUCCGACUGGGGUGUUCAGUCACAUUUGGGAGUCAAGAAUGGCCAGCUUUGGUCCCGAUGCAGACAUCUCUGGGCCUCUCCACCUGUCUUCAUCUCUCUCCUCCUCCUGUUCUUGUCUCGUCCUGCAUUUAAGUCUCCGCUCGUCGACCGCUCCCGUGCCAACCAUUGCCUUCUCCCCCGGCAGCCUUGAGAGCAAAAUGGAUGAUCUGUGUUACAGAUUUUUCCACAAGCCAGGGUGGUGGCAUGGGGCACUGCAGCACUCAGUGCUUCUGGAAUCUCUAUCCCAGAGCUACUCAUCUCUGUAAGAUGAUGGCUUCUCCACCUGAGAGACCCUCCCUGCUUUGAAUCUGGAAGGAGACGGCACAGGCGAUCACUUAGAAGCUACUGGAAUCCCGCCUGCCCUACCCCCCUCCCCACUCUGUUCACUCACCGUCAGCCUCAGCACAAUGAGCUGGUGCCAGUGGCGUUAGGGAGAAAUCAGUCUCAUGGCUCGUGAGCAGGUUAGUAACAGAGCCCCGGCAGAAAUGCUGGAGACUUCUCUGCCACCUGGCUCUCAGCCAGUCACAACAAGCCCACCCCACCCCUCAGAGCUUCAGGACAUUUGCCCCCGCGCUAUCAAGCCAGGACCUUUUCCUGCGCCUGACAUCCCUGGCUCUUUCCUGGUUCCCAGCAAGACGUCCCUUCCAGGGCAGCGUGGCAUCUUUCAAGCUCUGUUACUAUGGCGAUGGCUGCACUGUUACAAUCCCACUUGCCUGGAUAAUCAAGUCGGAAGGGGAAGCGGAGGGAAGUCGGGCUGGGGGGUGGGGAUGCGGCUGCUCUGCUCCCCCUGCCUUGAGGAAGAGCCAAAGGGAAGCAACAGGAGCUCCUGCCACUGGCUUUUAUCAGAAAGACCCUCCUGGCCGCAGAUGCCAUCAAAGAGACACAAGAAAUUGGAGCUGGAGAAGGUUUAUUAACGUGCCAGCUUGUGACCGGGCAGGCAGAGCAGAAUCCUGAUUCCAAACUCCGCAUGGCUUUGGGAAAUCACUUCUCCCCCCCAUAGCCGCCUCAGGAGGAAGAAACCUCGUGCGCUUUCUGCUGGCCCGAGGACACUAACGAUGUAGGACACUGGUGGAGGUGCCAGUGGUUUUGUCAGUUACACUCAUGCCACCGAAAGUAAGAAAGAAAGCCCCACACAUCUCUGAAUAUUAUCCUCCAAAUAAUGAGCCGUGUCUCUGACGUUAUACAUAAUGUCACUUGUGGGGGAUUUCAGCGACAGGUGGAAUGACUUCAUUUAGGAUUUUACUUCUUCAUUCCCUACCCUGGGGAAAAGUCCUGUUCUGGAGGUUUGGUUUUGUUUUUAAUUUUUUUUAACAUCUAUUCAUUAUUGAGAGACAGCAAGCAAGAGCAGGACAGAGAGAG